CGUUGCAUUGGGUUCGGACUCCAUUGCUCUACCUUAUCGGGUUUACUAACAUGUCGAAUUUCGUGUGCACAGCAGACGGGAUAAGAUCAUCUUGCAGCGAUUUAUUCUGUUUAAAUAGUUGAACAGGCGUGGAGUGGGUGGUUGGUCAUCAGUGAAAAAGUCCCAGUUCCUAGAAACCGGUAUUUAAACUACUAUUUAAGCGCGAUACACCAGAGAUGGUUCACCGUGGGCAGAGUGAAGCAUCUUUGCUCCAUCCUCCGUUGACUGCAUUGGCUGCCUGCGAUACAUUCUAACCCAUCGUGAAAGCAACAAGAAUCAAACAUUACAAUGCUAUGAAGAUGUGUAUGUUUCUGAUGAAAAGAUUACUCUAGGCUGGUAGAAAGGAAUAGAGUCGCGUCAAGAUGGCUGACACUGAAGUCCUGACAACACAACAAGGACUGCCAGAGAGGGAAGAAAGGUACAGAUACUUGGAUCAGCUAAAUCGUGCACUCUCAGAAAUAAAGUCUAAAGACAGAGGAGAAAUAGAGGAGAAGAAGAAAGAAAUUCUGGCAUUUUGUAAGCAAGAAAUGGAAAAGACGAUUUGCAAUCAAGAUCAUCAAGAGAUCGGAGACUGGCUGAAUAAAAUAGCCGAGACUGGUGUCAAUAGAGAGGCAAGGGAAAAGGCUUGGUUCAAGUAUGCCCAGGAGGUAUAUUGGGAUCUGGAAAAGUCCAACAGCAACAACAACAAGAAGAAAAGCCAUAUUUCUGGAAGACGCUUACCAAAGUGGGAAGAAUUGAUCACCCGAAUUUCUCAAAUGAUUAAGGAUAAGAAGCUAUGGGAGCCCAAAGUUGGGUACCCACCCCUAUGUCCGCCGAAGACCCUCAAGGAGGACCUACUCCGAGAUGUAGACUUCACUGAGGUGGACAAGGACGCUCGGGCGAAACUCAAUUCACCAAAGGACAGUUUCGACAAACUUGUCCAGCACCUCACCAGUCAUUUAAGCUCCGAUCUACACAAGUUAAGAGCCAUUUUUGUGUGGAUGGGCGCUCAGAAGAUAGGAUUUCGACAACAGGAAAGCAACUGCAAAGAUAAGAACAGUCCAGAAUACUACCUACAGGAGGCAUCGAAAAACAGCAGGUUAAUUGACAUAAUGUUCGCCAGGAUGUGUAGAGCUGCAAGAAUCCCAUGUGUUCUUGUGAACGGAAAGGCAAAAGGUACAAACUACGAGCCAGGUAAUGUUGAUAGCGAAGGAGAAUAUACCUGGGCAGUUGUUUACGUGGCCGACAGCUGGCGAUUCGUGUUUUCUCUCGCUGCCUUCGUAGCAGUACAUGGGUACCAAAGUGAACACUUAUUCUUGGUUGAGGAGUCUGGAGAGCAAAUAAUAGCAAGGCUCCCAGCAAAUGUCGGUACCAAGAUGUCCAGUUUUGACGAAUUUUAUUUCCUGACUGACCCUGAGGUGAUGAAUUAUUUCUGUCACCCAUAUGAUGAAGACAAGCAGCUGGUGACUGAACCAUGGACAGAAGAGGAAUUCUUUGACUCGCCUUUCUUUAGUAAAUCUUAUUUCUCAUCUGCAUGGAAGCUAAUCAGCCCAUGGACGUGCGUAAUCAAGACCACAACAGGAUGGUGUUUGAUUGACAUGUUCAAUCCAGGACCUGGUUAUAAACUUAAAUACAGAUUAUUCUCCGGAGAAAUUGUGGAAACGGAUCGCUGCGUAACUAUAUUAAAGCGGACUCAGCAGAGGGAAUCAUUUCUGGUCAGACUUCCAGAGACUGGAAAAUACAAAUUUGAAGUGUUGGAAGUUCAUGGAGUUGGAGAAAUUAGCCUAGUCACAUUCCAGAUCGUUUAUGAUGAUGCGUCUUCAAAGACACGGCCCUUGCCGUCCAACCCAGAAAACGGGUUUGGCUUCGGUGAAGCAGCUGCUGAAGCUGGAUUGUCGGAGCCUUCCCACACGGAAGGGGUUGUGCCGGUGAAAAGUGGUGACGAGAUCAGCAUCCACUUCAAGGUUAAAGAUGAUGUGGACAUUUCGGCCAGACUUGUCCACUUCAGCAGGGAAUCAGAAAAACUUCGUGACAACAUCACCGUAAACCGAGAAAACAAAAAUGUAACAAUUAUUGCAAGACUGCCCGCAGACGACCCGAAACCAGAAUAUUCCCUUGAAGUUGAUACUUCAAAAAAUAUUAAAGGAACAGACUACUCGAUAAAAGAACUACCUGCUCUUAAUUACCUUCUGACAAGCGAUGAAACACUGAGUACAGUCAUCACGGACAAAGACAGAAAGGAACAUUUACAGCACUAUGAAGAUGCAUGGGUCUCUGUUGGCAAUGAUGAUGCAGGAAUACUGGAGAAAGCUGCCUCUAUGCUCAAGAUGGCUGGUAUUAAUGAUCCAAUAUUAACCCAAAAAAUACGAAACAAGCAAACCUGCUACAAAAACAUGCUUGAGGAAAUGCUCACUUCCGCAAGGGAAAGAAAUUUGGAUCGUCUGAAUAAAGAUCUCAAAACCUGCAUUGCUGCAAACCUGCAAAACAGAGGAGACAUAGAAAACUCCAAGAAAGUACUAAUUGCCUUGUGUGAGGAAGAAAUGGAAAAGGCUGUUAAAGGAAACAAACUGGAAGAACUCCGUGAGUGCAUAAAGAAAAUAGAGAAUACCUGUGUGGGGGCAGUGGUACAGGAGCAGGCUUGGUUCAAAGAGGUCCAGAAGGACAUUAAAAGGAGGACGCUGUCCGUAAGGGAACAGGACGAGGCGAAUGUGAGAAGACCUCCAGGCCAUGUCAUGGACGUCAUCGUUGCAGCCUUCAUUUUGAUUGGAGAAAAAGAGGAAAACCUUGACAGUUGGCAGAAGGUCGUUGCAAGACUGAAGGAAACGAACGAAAAAGAAUUGCAGAAAAAAGUAAACAGUUAUACGACUGAUUAUCUGAAUCAACAGCGGGUGAACCUGGCAAAAAAGAAGUUGGAUCGAGCUGAGGGAACGUUUGCCGAUUACAGGUCAAUAGAAACACUCAAGAAAAGGUGCUGGGACAAGAUCCGCUCUUACGAAACUGUAGGGAGGCUCAAGAAGACUACUAACGCCGUGGAAAUGAAGAAUAUCAACUGUCCAGCAAGAGGGUGCAACAUAUCUCUCAUACUCAUGAAGAAGUGAUACGUAUGUUUAUAUUUGACUGACUGUUAAUGAAUUAUUCAGUAAGAAUUUUACAACUUAUUUCACUGACUCUGUACUUUACUGACAUUUCAUAUAGUUGGUCAGCACGAGCCUAUAACGACGUUUGUUAAAAAUAUUCAUUGAAAAGAAAUAAAGUCUUCACGUAUUAAAAUUUUGUAUUUAUGUCACCAUCAAUCUUAAAUGUAUUCUAUAGCUGUUCUAUAGUCUGCGUUGAAAUAAACAAUAUUUCUCUUUAUAUUUAUCUGCAAUGGAGUUUUUGUUUAAUUAGUUUAAGCGACACACAGGACACUGAUCCUUUAAAAAAUCUGUCCUUCGUGUUCUUGCUGAGCGCAGUCUCGACAUAAACACACAGAGCCAAUGAUGGAGAGGAACACCACUAUAACAUAUGAGAAGCAAAAACAAAAACAUAUAAAGAAAAAUGUCUGAUAAUGUUACAGACUGUUGCUAGGGAGCGUUAGGUAGGUGGCAACAAAGCAAAACAAAACGACACAACACUUGAUUUAUUCACAAAGACAGGUAGACUGGUGUGCACGCUGGUAGGGUGGGAGGUCCUGACUGGCGAGUGCAUAAGAACCGUUGGCGAACUUGCACAAUAAACCACUCCACGCCUACGUGUGUGACGGGACACUACGCUCCACGAAGACUGACAGAAAGUAUUCUUUCACACAGAGAUUAGCUUUCUGUGAACAUUAUCCUCAGCUCUAAGUUAAACUUCCUGAUGUCUCUUUUUGUUUGUUUUUUCUCUAAAGUCUUGUACAGAAGUUUUUAAAAUGCUUUUUUAGCACGAGUGUGAAAAUUCGUCAACAGAGAUGGUCUCGUCCAAGUAGUUCAAGCGGUGUGUAAGUCGGAACACCAAGAUAAAAUUUGAAUAAAUAAUAAUCCUGGCAAAAGGAUCAAUUGGUAAUUACAGAACUGAUCCCCUAACAUAAACUACAUUUUCAUCACCCUUGCCCAUAGAAACAUUGUCCAGUUAUUUUGAUUAUCACAAUCCUAACCAAAUCUGAGAGAUUUACAUGAAAUCACUAUACUUUUCCUUGUGAACCAUUAUUUCAUCAUUUCUUAGAACCUAGCUUACGUUUGUGUCUAGUUCUCUAGCUAACCCGACUUUACUAUGAAGGACUUCAGGAAACAUGUUUACAUGAAAAUCAUCUGAAUAAAGCUUUAGCCAAAAAUUGACUAUGAUGAACAGAAAAACAGAAUACAAUUAUUUGUUGACAGAUUAUAUUUAUUUGCAAAUAUGAAAAUAUUGAAGUGAUUCUAUAAAUUUAAUAAUGUUUUAUUCAUAUAAAUAAUAUCAAGUAGCAUAUUUACAUGUCCUUUUUAAACCAUUGUACAAGUUAAAUUACAGAUGUUUCUACCUGGUAAAGUAUAUAUCGAGAGAGACUUGUUUUAAGAAUCAAUGUGGCGAUACGCCUAAGUGUUUUACUUUUGUACUGUCUACUACUGAACUUGUGUUCAUGUUAAUUUUAUCUACUAAAAUGAUACUGGCUGUUCCAAUAAAAAAAAUCUA
This is a messenger RNA of Pomacea canaliculata, 4647 nucleotides long. RefSeq names its product hillarin-like. The record is from RefSeq and is a predicted model, not a curated record. NCBI's taxonomy places the organism in Eukaryota, Metazoa, Mollusca, Gastropoda, Architaenioglossa, Ampullariidae. The coding region runs from base 402 to 3116 and encodes 904 amino acids. The transcript is spliced from 15 exons.